Babjeviella inositovora NRRL Y-12698 is the source of this 709-nucleotide messenger RNA. Its product is annotated as ribulose-phosphate 3-epimerase. The transcript has a single exon. Gene Ontology annotation, biological process: pentose-phosphate shunt; carbohydrate metabolic process; pentose-phosphate shunt, non-oxidative branch. Gene Ontology annotation, molecular function: metal ion binding; D-ribulose-phosphate 3-epimerase activity. NCBI's taxonomy places the organism in Eukaryota, Fungi, Ascomycota, Pichiomycetes, Serinales. Bases 1 to 708 code for a protein of 235 amino acids. Gene Ontology annotation, cellular component: cytosol. The record is from RefSeq and is a predicted model, not a curated record.
AUGGUUAAGGCUAUUAUUGCACCUUCUUUGCUCGCUGGUGAUUUCGCCAAGAUCGGCUGCGACUGUCAGCGCAUGUUUGACUGCGGUUCCGACUGGGUCCACAUAGACGUCAUGGACGGUCACUUCGUCCCGAACAUCACCUUGGGUCCACCAAUUAUCUCGGCCUUGCGGGAGGCCGUUCCUCGUGGUGGUAAAGAUGGCAAGUCUGCCUCCUUCUUCGACUGCCACAUGAUGGUUUCCAACCCAGAGCAAUGGGUACCUGAGGUUGCCAGGGCUGGCGGUGACCAGUACACCUUCCACUUCGAGGCCACUGAAGACCCGCUCGCGCUUGUCAAGUUGAUCAAGGCAAACGGUAUGAGAGCCGCCUGUGCGAUCAAGCCAGGCACCUCUGUCGAUGUGUUGUUCCCAUUGGCCGAGUACCUUGACAUGGCCUUGGUGAUGACUGUCGAGCCAGGUUUCGGUGGCCAGAGCUUCAUGCCAGAGAUGAUGCCGAAGGUUAAAACCUUGAGAGAAAAAUUCCCUCACAUGAGCAUCCAGGUGGAUGGUGGCUUAGGUAAGGAGACCAUUCCUCAGGCCGCUGAGGCCGGCGCCAACGUUAUCGUCGCCGGUACCGCUGUCUUCAAGGCCCAAGACCCAGCGCAGAUGAUUGCAUUCUUGAGAGACACCGUCACCACCAGCUUACAGGAGAAAGGCUUGCUCACUGAGUAGG